Molecule: messenger RNA, 1089 nt
Organism: Bactrocera latifrons
Lineage: Eukaryota; Metazoa; Arthropoda; Insecta; Diptera; Tephritidae
Product: ankyrin repeat domain-containing protein SOWAHB-like
Exons: 3
Coding region: 75-1052 (325 amino acids)
Source: RefSeq, a predicted model, not a curated record
UGUAUAUUUACUCUACAAAAUUGUGUAUAAAUUUGUGCUGGUUAAGUGUAUGUAUAAAUAAAAAGUUAUAAAUAAUGGCUACAGCACCAAAUGAGUUAUCGAUUGCCGAAAUAAGAAACUACAUGCUCAGUAAUGACUCCAAGGUGACAAAUCAUGCGUUGGUUAAGCAUUUUAAGCACUUUCUCACCAAACCCGAAACCCAAAAUGAAGCGCGCAAAUUGUUUAAAGUUUACGUCAAUAUUUUGUCAACAAUAAGAAAUGAAAAUAAUCAAAAGUAUUUAAUAUUACGUAAGAAGUACAUUCACGAACUGCCCAGCAAUGAUGUCGUUCAGCGUGCAGUUGCUGCAGCAGGAGCCGAAACAGUGCCCAGUAGUCCAGGAGGUAUGUCAGUUAUAUCGGAAAGUGCUAUUUUAUCGCCUAUGCGACAACCUCCACCAUAUGUGCCACCACCUGAAGUUGCGGCAGCCGAUAAUAAUUGUGGUUGUUUAGAUCAAAUCGUUGAAGUGGCUACUAUUGAAACGAGUAAGACAGCGCAAACUGCUUUGGCAGAGUCUGAAACGGAAGCACUCACAAAGAAAAAUCCUGAAGAAAAUCAUGAAUUGGAAGUUGAAAAGCGUUUGAAAGCUAUUUCGAAAGAAAGCCACAAAGAAAAUAAGGAAAAUAUACCACGAUUCUCGUUUUCAUCUGAUGGCUCGGCAACUUCACUUAGCAGCAAGUCCAGUAAGGACACCAUCGAUUCUGAUAUUGAUCCACCCGGCAGCAAUGUGAGCGUCAAAGAGGCUACUCGUAAAUUUAAUCGGCUAGUGUCAGAAGAAGAAGCUAAAGCAGCUGUAGUUUCGCCGUCUGCAAAAAAGAAAGCUGAAGAAAAAGACGAGUGUGACAUUUUCCAUAUCUUGCGAAGUAAAAAAUAUAAAAGAAGAAGUGACCAUCAUAUUGUACAUUUCCAAGAUCAAAUGCAACCAGCAGACUCAAUAAAAAAAAACCUUGAAGAAAACGAACUUUGUGAUAGCUCCGAUGAAGACAUCGAUCUGAGCGAUUAUAAAAAUAAUUGAACAAUAUUUUGUACCAAAUUAUUAGAAAAAAAUUAAG